This is a messenger RNA of Hermetia illucens (black soldier fly), 507 nucleotides long. It is a transcript of the gene COX6B, whose product is annotated as cytochrome c oxidase subunit 6B2. Gene Ontology annotation, cellular component: mitochondrion; respiratory chain complex IV. NCBI's taxonomy places the organism in Eukaryota, Metazoa, Arthropoda, Insecta, Diptera, Stratiomyidae. The coding region runs from base 175 to 414 and encodes 79 amino acids. The transcript is spliced from 2 exons. The record is from RefSeq and is a predicted model, not a curated record.
GAAUUGGAAUUCUAUAUGCCAUAAUUUUGCUGCAUGCGUUCUGAAAGAUUUGCCAAGAAGAAGACCUGAUUGAAGUUCCCAAACGCAGUGUUGGAUCGCCAUAUUGACACACGUCUGAGUAAUCCAGAGUUUUUCGGUGUUCUUGUUCAGUAAUCGAAACUCCACAAAACUAAAAUGCCAGCCAUUUCGGAAAAAUUGGGCACCGCCCCCUUCGAUCCACGAUUCCCCAACCAGAAUCAAACUAAAUACUGCUACCAAUCCUACGUUGAUUUCCAUCGCUGCCAGAAGAUCCGUGGAAAGGACUACGAACCUUGCCAAUAUUUCAAGCGUGUCUUCACAUCAAUGUGUCCUAAGGCGUGGGUUGAGAAAUGGGACGGACAAAUCGAAGCAGGCACCUUUGCUGGUAGAAUUUAAUUGUGCUAGUUGAAGGUAGCAGCAUAAGAAUAAGAUACCAAACAAAGUACUAGUAAAACAACUUAACGGUAAUAAAAAUACUUUAAAAAAUGA